Macrosteles quadrilineatus (aster leafhopper) is the source of this 4676-nucleotide messenger RNA. RefSeq names its product glycoprotein-N-acetylgalactosamine 3-beta-galactosyltransferase 1-like. Bases 326 to 1435 code for a protein of 369 amino acids. The record is from RefSeq and is a predicted model, not a curated record. Gene Ontology annotation, cellular component: membrane. Gene Ontology annotation, molecular function: N-acetylgalactosaminide beta-1,3-galactosyltransferase activity. The transcript is spliced from 10 exons. Lineage: Eukaryota; Metazoa; Arthropoda; Insecta; Hemiptera; Cicadellidae.
GCUUGGAAAUAGUUUGCUCUGUCAGAUUUUGUUAAGAAACGUCUUUCAAGUGUGUUUUAUUCAUGUGAGGCGGAAAGUCCCGAUUGUUUAGAAAACAAUGAGAGGUAUUACCAGUCAGUACAAGUGUUCAGUGACGGCUUAUCUCAAAAUGUCACUACUUCUCCAAUCAGAUGUCAGACAUGUUAAUCUCAUUGUAGGAUUGCGUUGUGUACUUGUGACAUUGGUUUGGUGAACUGAUUUUGAAGAUUCGGCUUUUUCCAGGGAGCCAAGAGAACAACGAUGAAGUAACUCUGUUUUUAUCCCGAAACAAUCUCUAGUCAUCAUAAUGCUCACUAGCAAUAGACCAAUGGUUGGACGGACGUUUGUCCUCACGCUGGCUGUUGGAAUCACCUUCGGCUUCAUGUUUGCCUACAUCGUCUUGUCAACGACAACUUACCACAUAGGAGAAAUGGCUAUGUUUCCUGUCAGGGAAUUAGAUAACGAUUUUCGUGCUUCAGACCCCCACCACCAUAGCCACUUGGACAACUUGCCUGAACUGAAAGGCGAUGUAGGCACACACGGUCAUGACGAAGAGUUCCACAAAGACGAAGACAUAGUAGCCAAAGAGUUAGCUCAACGUGUGAAAGUGUUGUGUUGGAUCAUGACUUCGCCAAACAACCAUCAGAAGAAGGCACGUCAUGUCAAGGCUACUUGGGGGAAACGGUGCAACAUCUUGCUCUUCAUGAGCUCACAAAACGAUACAUCGCUGCCCUCCAUAGCUUUGCCUGUGAGUGAAGGUAGGGACAAUCUGUGGGCCAAGACCAAAGAAGCAUUCAAGUAUGUCUACAACAACUAUCUGGACCAGGUGGACUGGGUGUUGAAAGCAGACGAUGACACGUAUGUGAUAGUAGAAAAUCUGCGCUACCUGCUGUCAGAACAUAACUCCUCUGAUCCGAUAUACUUUGGUUGCCGGUUCCGACCCUACACCAAGCAAGGCUACAUGAGUGGGGGCGCAGGUUAUGUUUUAAGUAAAGAAGCUGUGAGGAGGUUUGUGGAAGAGGGUCUUCCAGACAAGAAGAAAUGCAGAGAGGACAGUGGAGGUGCGGAAGAUGUUGAAAUGGGCAAGUGUCUGGAGAGGGUGAACGUCCUUGCGAUGGAUUCCAGAGACUCGUUUGGUAGAGGAAGGUUCUUCCCGUUUGUCCCUGAACAUCAUCUUAUCCCCGGACAUUCGGAUCCCAACUUCUGGUAUUGGAAGUACGUUUACUACCCUAGCCCAGAGGGUAUAGACUGCUGUUCAGACAGUGCGAUAUCCUUCCACUAUGUCAGCCCCAACCAGAUGUAUGUUCUGGACUAUCUCAUCUACCAUCUCAGGCCGUACGGUAUCAACCAUUACGUGAAGCCUGGCGUGACUCGUGCGACGCCGAGCAGUCCAGCUCCUCUGCGUGACAACAGGUGAUACACAAUCGCGACUGACUCUCAUGUGCCAUAGACGCAACUGAGCUGUGAGCCCACGUGUUAAUCUACUGUUCAACUAGGACUAUAAGACGGCUCUAACUCACAAGUACCGUUUGGGUCUAUUGUUAAACAAGUUUGUUCUAGCCUUGUUGGGAAUAUAUAAAUCUUUAUCUAUAUAUAUAAAAGGCAAAGCCCUCACUGACUCACUGACUGACUGACUCAUUUAUUAUAAAAUACAGAUUCUUGACAAUGUUAAGACACAGUACUGAGAACUUCCUCUCUCGGCCCGAACUCUUGCCUGAGCUUGUUUGGAUCAUCACAAGCAAAUAUUUUUUUUAACUGAACAUAUCCAAAACUGAAUAAAGUCAUUCAAUCUUCAAACGGGAAAGUUCUAACUCAUAAGUAGUAACUCAUACAGUACAGCUAACAUGGACCGAGCAGGUUUUUACAUCCCUAGGGCCACAAAAUCAGCUGCCCGCUUACUUUCUUAAAACAUGAAUGCAUAUUAAAUACACAAUCAGUAUCCAUAACAUUGCAAUAGAAUUUUUUUAGUGUCACCAUUGCCUACCAAUAUUUAUUAAAUUUUUGCUGAUUCCUCAAAUAACCUCUUCACAUAACCUUAAAGUUGUAGUUGUGUUGACUAUCAGUGUGAAUUAUUAUUGUGAUGAAUAAUGGUAAUAGGGUAUAGUGUGGUGAAAAAUAGCGAUCGUACCACGGACCGAAAUGGUUUUGCAGUUCUCGAUCGUUUUAAGUGCUCGACUUCAUCUCGAGCUUAAAAAAUAUCUCGAGCCGGAAAACCCUGAUUUUCGGCCCUAGGUACGAAAUAUACUAUUUUCAUUUUCAACUUCUGUUUAUUAUUCACUGAAAUUUAGAAUUUUACACUUUUACUCAUCAUAUACACUUUAGCAAAACCCAAAGUUAACAAUUUAUUUCUAAAUGUGAAAUCAGUUUUUACAGGAUAACUUGGAUGCGAUAUAAGUUUUUAUAGCAUAUUACAAUGAAAAACAGGUGUAGGUAGAUGACAAGAGAGGAAUUUUUAAUUAAAUAUCACAUUAAACAUGUAGAAAACAUGAAAAACCAAAUUGAAGUAUUAAAGCCAAAUAAGCCUUGCCAAAAUAAUACAGAAUGUUCAAUUUAAACAGUUCAAAAGUUACGGUGUCAUAGGCUAACUGUUGUGUUUGUAUGAACCAACGAUCACUUAAGACCAAGUGAACAGCAAAUUUAAGGAUGAGGCCUAUCAGCUGCCAGAGGCGCCGCGCUGUUCGCUGCCGAGCGUCAGCUCACUACAAAUCGAAACUGCAAAACAAUCCCUUGAGUCUUGAGUCCUUGAGUUGAAGUGCUGUACAAGUAUACGCAUUUUUCAGGUGCUUUUGGUACAAACAGAAUAAAUGCCUUUGGUGUGGUGCUUUGGGUACUUGAACUCUGAGAAAAAAAAACCAAAUUAAGUUGUUCACUUGUCAGUAAAGUUGUUUCCAAUUUUGUCUUAUAAAAAAAAAAUUUGUCCCGUUGGCGCCACUUUUUCGUGGCGCCAUAUGCGACCGUGUAGUUCGCGUAUAGGUUAAACCGGCCCUGUCAGUAUUCAAUUUGCUAACACGUUUUCUUCAGCCAAAAACUGCAAAGUUGUGAGGUAGUUAUGUAAAUUCACAUUCUUUGAAAAAUAUAUUAAAUUUAAAUAUGCAUUAUGUCCUUAUCAAUAAAUUUGUAUGUUUUAUUAUUAUUCUCAACACGUAAUUUCUUAAUAAAACUUACAUUUUCUGAGCUUUCAAUAUGUUUAAUAGAGAUUACCCAUCAGAUGAUUAACAAACGGUGGUUUAUUAAUAAGUUAUAUUUUAUAAACUGUUUUUGUAAAUUUGUAAAAUAUGAUUAUUUUGAUAUUCUUAGGAUAGGUGCUAAAUGUUGUUAUCUAAUAAAUGUUUAGAUGUUGUUCGUUCUUAUUAUAUUUCAAAUAUAUUACUGAUGGAACUCGUAAACUUGCAUUUUUCUGUAGGGUGUUAUUAAAGAUCCUGUAAAAACAUUCAGUUUCUUAUGUGAAUACUAAAACGGUUCUUGCCAUUUGUGGUAUUGUGUCUGAAUGUUUUUACACAGGUAGAUUGUGUAGCCGUAGAAAUAAAUAUUUAUUCUCUUGUAAUUCUAUGUCGGUUGUGUUUUGAACUACGCGUAUAGUGACAACGAAAGAAUACAGUAACAGUAAAUAUUCUCAAGUUCCUUUUUCUUUUAUUUGGGAUCUUCAGACACAACUGGUGUAUAUUUUUUUCAUAAUAUCAUUGAUAAUAUCUAUUUACAUAUUAACUUAGUGGAUCUUAUCUUGAAAUAUACUUUACAAAAGAGAAACUACAUUUAACAGUUGCUUUAUAUAGUUUAGGUUAAAUAGGGUGAUUAAAUUGUUUCUAUUUAUUUAGAUAUAUAAACUAUCUAUACUGUCUCUUCUCUCAAACUGAUCCUUGAUUACCAAAGUAUUUGGCACUGCCAAGUAUUUGUCUUAAUAAGACAAGAAAAGUGAUUAUCAGUAAAAAAAAGUCUAAUGUUUAAUAACCUCGAGAAUACAAAUGCUGAAUUCCGUAAAUAUUGCAAUUGAUUAGUUAAUACUGCAUUAAAUUUAAUAUUUAUUUAAGAUGAUUUUGACCUAGAAGUAUCAUAAAUGGUACUUUUGAGAUUAGCUUACAAAAAUAAAAAAAAAUAUAGUUACACUGAAAGUAAAUUAAGGUGAUUCCUAAGCUUCAUCCUUAGCUAAGUACCUGUACAUGAAAACAAUAAUUUGAUACUUUUGUACAAAUUGUACAGAGCUAUAAAAUAAAUACUGAUUGCUUUUGAAGUACAAUCGUAACAAUACUUUUUAGAUUUAAUUAAUUUUAUGAGCAUAUGAAUCAACUGAAACGCACAUACUAGCUUUUUGUAUUAUGAUUUGUGAUAUGAUUGUGAACAAAUCAAUAUUAUUUAUUUUGUUAAGACAAGUCAUGUUAUUUAUGCAAUGUUAGUUAGGAAGCAAAAUAAUAGUCUAUAUUUUUCAUACUUUAUUUACACAAAUCUUAGCUUAUUUUGUUGAGUCUGAACAAACUUUGCUUUAGCUUUCCAGGAACAAAUUUGAGAUUUGUUAAUAUUUUUCUACCUUUUUUCCUCAACUAAGUGAUGUUUUUUCCUAUUUUGACUGUAGUCAUACGACACCAAAGAUUACACAUGUGUAAUGUAUGUUACCCACCAAAGAUGUACUGUAUAUUACAAUGUAAUAAAACAUGUAAAAUUUA